Messenger RNA from Oxyura jamaicensis (ruddy duck), 3819 nucleotides. RefSeq names its product LY6/PLAUR domain containing 6B (gene LYPD6B). The coding region runs from base 620 to 1129 and encodes 169 amino acids. The record is from RefSeq and is a predicted model, not a curated record. The transcript has 9 exons. Gene Ontology annotation, molecular function: acetylcholine receptor regulator activity. Lineage: Eukaryota; Metazoa; Chordata; Aves; Anseriformes; Anatidae.
UGAGGGCCGCCCCGGGGCGGGCGCGGGGGUGUCCGAGCCGUUGGCUCCCCGCCCCGGCCCCACCUCCGGCGGGCAGCCCGCCUCCUGCCCGGCCCCCGCCGGCACCGGCACCGGCACGGAGGUGGCUGGGGGAGUGGAACCAAAAUAGGACCAGUCUGUGUUAGCAGAGCAGCUGCCAUCCCGCAUGGUUCUGUUGGUUGUGGGCUGGAAAACCCUGGAGCUGGAGACACGAGGGUAGUGUGGAUGGAGUUCACAGGAGAUGAACAGGAAAGACUGAACUAGAGGAUGCCUUUUGUAAGAGGAGCUUUGAAGAGCUAACUGUGAGGAUCAUAAACAAAUUGUAACUGUGGAGGGGGCACAAAGUGUUUCUUCAAAUUAAAAAUAAGGAGUCGAACGUGCUGUGUGCUGCAAGAGGAGAGGUCCAAGGAGAUCAGAAAGUUGACAGUCUCAGGGAUCACAUACCACCAGGAAGCUGAUCUGAACGUUCUUUCUCUUAAUUCUGCUCUAGAUCCUGGGCUGCAGUCAGAAGAGGUCUGGAGCAUCCCCAUACAAUAGUCCUGGAGGUGCACUGUAAGUAGAGGCCUACGAGUUUUGCUUUUAAUGUACAACAAUAUUCAGCAUGUUGUUAUUCUGUCACACGCUGGUUGGAGCUUUUCUUCCAUUCUUCGUCCUUUCAGGGAACUGGGUUUCAGCGAAGAACAUCAACUUCUACAACGUGAGACCUCCACUAGACCCCACUCCAUUUCCAAACAGUUUUAAGUGCUUUACCUGUGACAAUGCGGUGGACAACUACAACUGUAACAGAUGGGCUGAAGAUAGAUGGUGUCCUGAAAGUACUCAGUACUGUCUGACAGUUCAUCUCUUCACAGACCAUGGGAAGAGUACGUCAGUCACCAAAAAAUGUGCUACAGGAGAGGAGUGCCAUUUUGUAGGCUGCCAUCAUCACAGAGAAAGCGGUCACACAGAAUGUGUUUCUUGCUGUGAAGGCAUGAUUUGCAACGUAGAAAUACCAACCAAUCACACAAAUGCAGUGUUUGCUGUCUUGCACGCGCGGAGAACGUCGGAUGGCAGCAGGUGGACAGUCAACAUUGCAGUGCUUGUGUCAGUCGUGAUGAUUGCCUUGUCAUGAUGCAGCAUCCUCCUGUACGUGUGCUCGAGAGGGUUUGCCUUUUCGUGGGCUGGCAGAAAUGGGAAGAAGAUCCAGUAUGUGCCAGGAGAAACCACUGAGACUUCUCAACUACGUAAAAUGUAAGAGGACAGUGAGUGGGAAGACACGUGUACAUUGUGAAGCCCUGGAAUAUUUUAAUGAAGAUACUUCAAAUGGUCUGCAGUAUUUAAAAAAAAAAAAACAAAAAAACACAAACACAAAUACAAAAAAAAACAAACAACCAACAGCAAACCCACUGGUGACCAGGCAGUGGGGUGAAAUCAAGUUGUUAUAAUUCACUAUUUUAUGCUGAAAAUGCACAUGUGGCCGGCAUGUUUCUUGAACACAGAAAAGCGUCUGCAGACAAUCGCUUUCCUUGGUGAGACAAAAGGGAACUCUCAAUGGACUGUGUGCCAACCUGUAUCUUAAUGGGAACUGGUUUUAGACUUUUCACUGUGCAUAAAUAACAUGGACUGUCUUGUCUUGAUCCACAGGUGUGUGUAAGCUUAUCUUUAGUUACGGUUUUCAGAGAAAACAUACACAAGGGAUUUUUUUCUAUUUUGACCAGAGCUAUAAUUUCUAUGGGAAGAAAUGCGGAAUAAUACUUUAUAUCUCUUUUCUAUACAAUGGCUCACUCUUGAAUUAUAAAACAAUGUGAAAUUGUGUGGAGUUUCUGUCCCCAAAUUUUGAGCUAGUUGGGCACCUAAAACGGAAUUUCCAUCUUCCCUCAAUGGGAUUAUUUUCUUGCAGUAGAGUCCCACCUACCUCAAGUGCUCACAUCAACUUUUUAAUCCUUGUCUUUGUUCUAUUAAUGCGGCAAUAAUGCUAUGAAUUUCAAAUUGCAGCUAUGGUCAAGCAACAACUUUAUCAUAAAAAAUGGUUUAUACAGGACAGGACUCUGCUAUGUUCAGUCUCAGUUUCCUGAAGAUCCUGCCAGAAAUGUUGUUUUCCUUGCUGGAUCAACUGGUAAGAAGUCAGCACUGGAUACCCUCUGGACAUCCCUUUUAUCUAAGGAUUGGGCCAAGUUUGGGCCAAGAUUCUGUUUUUCAUUGCAAUAUUGAGGUGUUCAAUGUGGCUUACUUGCAUAGCUUGACUAUUUGAAUCUUGAUCAUUUAGAUGACUGUUCAUUUGUUGGAUAAAUGGCUGCAAAGAUGGCAAAUAAUGGAGUUACAGUUGGAUAUGCUAAACCCUUAAUGCUCUGCCUUAUGUUCUUAUGUUCUUUGCACUGCAAACUUGCUAUCGUACAGACCAGCAGGUACAGAUUUUAGGUGAUUUCUCUCAGUGUGGUUUUAUACAGUCCUAAAUUGUAACACGUUUUGGCUGCUCCUGUUGGCCUAAUUGUGUUUCUUCCAACUCCCCACCAUUAUCACAAACUUUCUCUGACAACCCUAAUAGGUGGCAGCACAACUAAGGAUUUGACCUAACAAGGUUGAUAAAUUGCAUUUCAGUUUUUGUUCUUUUUGUAAAUAAAAUUGUUAUUCGUUUCUGAGUAUACCAGUAUGAUUAUUCUGAUCUUUUCUAGUGGCUUUUUUUUAUCUUAAAUGAGAUGGUUAAAAUUACAAUAAACUCUUGAAGCAUUUUUCAGAGAGGAGAGAUCAUAAAAACUUAGUUUUACAAAGAGAUGCAAAAUUGAUCUCUGAAAAAUUCAAUUCAAGUAACCCUAGAAACUGGGAUUUUUAAGCACUAAUAUUGGCUUACAUAUUAGCUCUUUUAAGUCAUCAAAUGUAUCUAGGCUAGCCAUUAAAAAAAAAACAGUUUUUGUAAUGUUUUCUGUAUGUUAUAAAAUGGCAACUCUUUAGACUUUAUAAAUAAGUUUAAAAAUCAGUCUGUGAUUGUCGACAGGCAGUUGCAGAGUUACAGAGGUUGGGUGGAAGCACUUUCUCCUUGCCAGUGCAAAAUAAUUCUUGCUGUCUAACUCAAGGUCUUUCAGGCCGUGGGUUCUGAUGAUCAAUGUUGUGCCAUCCGACAUGCCAAGCAGCCAAGGAUGUUCUGUGGAAAUGUUUCUUUUGUUCAAAGAUCAGCCCUAGGUGACAUAUCUAUAGCAUUAAUCUUGCUGUCAGAUGUAGCUAUAAAUGUAAUUAAGAUUGUUCCUUAAUUUUCAUCAUCAAAUGUCAUCUUUUUGCCACAUGAUCUACUGGUUUCUUAGGGAAAAAUGAUUCCAGGUUUGCUCUGUGCUCAACAGGGAGUUCCUGCGUUGAACAGGAUGUUUUGGGCCAUGCUAUUUUUCCCAUUUUUGCCUCUAAGCGUGAGGUGUGUCCUCAAUUCCAUUCCUGGGAAUAAUUACGGCAAUCUUAACAAGGCCUUCAAGUGCCCUAGAGUCUUAUCUGAGUUUACAGUAAAUAAUUCACAAUAAUCUAAGCACCGACACUUGUUUACACUGCACAUGCCAUUUCAGAGCAUUUGGGAGUGCCAGGAAGACCCUGGAAGGCAGCCUAGAGGGUGGGCUCAGGCACAGAGGAAAUGGGUUUCAGGUUCUCUGCAACAGCCAGGAGACCUCUGGGGGCUGUGUGUAUCGGUCGGCAUUUUUCUUGGUUGAACUGGUAUUUUUUUCCUGUUUGCCAAUCUGAAAAGUUAAGAAACCUGCUUAUAAUUUAAAUACUUUUACUUAUUUGCUGAAGAAUUGCCUGGGAUAAAAAUAAAAUUAAGAAUUCCACUGAAGUGCCAAAAUAGAA